This is a messenger RNA of Merops nubicus (carmine bee-eater), 659 nucleotides long. Its product is annotated as plexin domain-containing protein 1-like. NCBI's taxonomy places the organism in Eukaryota, Metazoa, Chordata, Aves, Coraciiformes, Meropidae. The record is from RefSeq and is a predicted model, not a curated record. The annotation marks the transcript as partial. The transcript has 7 exons.
AGGUCCACACGGCGUUCUGCUCGGGGGGAGCUCAGGAUGGUGGAGGUGUUACUGCAGAGCUAGCUUGUCUCCAGCACCAGAGCUGUGAAAUGUGUGUGACCUCGGAGCUGACCUUCAACUGCAGCUGGUGUCACGUCCUGCAGAGGUGCUCCAGUGGCUUUGACCGGUACCGUGAGGAGUGGCUGUCCUAUGGCUGUGGUCAGAAGUCAGACGAGAAGACCUGUGAGGAUUUAGCAGAAGACAACCACUAUUCAGCACCUCCUGACAGCUCUUUCUCACUCCUGGACGAGGAUGUCACCACCUCCACGUCCUCGCUCUUUGUUGACAGCCUCACCACGGAAGACGACACGAAGCUCAGUCAGUAUGCAGGAGGUGAAGGCGUGGGAAGCAGCCUCCCCCCCAGGAGAGCGGGCACCCCCAUCCACACGGGCACCAUCGUGGGCAUCGUGCUGGCGGUGCUGCUGAUCGCAGCGAUCAUCCUGGCUGGGAUUUACAUCAACAGCCACCCCACCUCCAACGCCGCCCUCUUCUUCAUUGAGCGACGGCCACACCGCUGGCCUGCCAUGAAGUUCCGCAACCACAGCGACCAGGCGGCGUACUCGGAGGUGGAGCCGGGCAGCCAGGAGAAGGAGGGGUUUGUGGAAGCAGAGCAGUGCUGA